CGCCGUCCCACUUGGAUUCGGCACGACUAUAAAUAAGCUCCUCCUUCACUCUCCAAGCUAUGUGCAAUCAGCACUAAUAAGAACAUCUAGUGUCUUCUCUGUUCUUUUAUACCAAAAAUGGCAUCCAGCAUGGCAAAAACUUCAUCCAGGGGCCGCAGGAUCCCAUCCUCUCUGAUUCCAGUUGUGUCGACGUCUCUCAAUGUCGGCAUGGCUCUUGGUGCCUGGAUAACAGUCAUCCCAUUCUCAAACGUCGCGUAUCCAGGUCCUGCGGUUGCCGUCUGGUUCAAGGACUUUUUCAAGCCGGGCUUUAUUGGAAUCACGUCUCUCAGUGCAGUGACCAUUGCAUCCGGAAUUCGAUCAGCUCGUACUCGGGAUCUUUCGGGGACAGCAGAGGGUCAGGCCAAGGCCAAGACAGCCUCGCGGUGGGCGAUUGCAGGACUUGCGUUUACGCUUAUUCAUUUCGGGUUCGGGAAUUCGGUACUCGCAAUCAUGGAUCGGAUUCUUGCCAAUCCGGAAUUGGCUCAAGGGGAAAUGGCUGGCUGGAUCAAGCUACAUACGGUGAGAACGCUGACAACUGAUGUGCCAGCCUGGCUGUGCUUUGUUGCAGCCUUGUUGUCUGAGCUAUAGACAAUCCAUUUUAGUCGAAUGAUAGACAAGCAAGAUGUUCAAAUUGUAGCAAAUCAUUUGAAAAUGCGCUUAUUGGAUGUUGG
This is a messenger RNA of Trichoderma asperellum CBS 433.97, 710 nucleotides long. RefSeq lists its product as uncharacterized. Lineage: Eukaryota; Fungi; Ascomycota; Sordariomycetes; Hypocreales; Hypocreaceae. The record is from RefSeq and is a predicted model, not a curated record.